Messenger RNA from Trametes versicolor FP-101664 SS1, 264 nucleotides. RefSeq lists its product as uncharacterized. The record is from RefSeq and is a predicted model, not a curated record. The transcript has 3 exons. NCBI's taxonomy places the organism in Eukaryota, Fungi, Basidiomycota, Agaricomycetes, Polyporales, Polyporaceae. The coding region runs from base 1 to 264 and encodes 87 amino acids.
AUGUGGAAAGGCGAACCGCGUCCCCGCACUAUCCCAGCAAAGCGCAAGAUAUCAGCGGCCAGCCAAGCCCAGGAGUCCCUCGCAUCCGCUCGCGACGGGCGCAUACACCAACCAUCGCCCCUGAAACGCCGCUGUAAGAACUACAGCACGUUGACCCCCAUCCCGCCGCCCCCGCCCCCACAAAUCAUCGUCAUACCACCGAGCCCGCCCCCUGCGGCCGGACGUUCUGGCUCAGACUGCUGCAACUUCGAUUUUGUAUACUAG